Aphis gossypii (cotton aphid) is the source of this 750-nucleotide messenger RNA. RefSeq lists its product as uncharacterized. The record is from RefSeq and is a predicted model, not a curated record. Lineage: Eukaryota; Metazoa; Arthropoda; Insecta; Hemiptera; Aphididae. Bases 136 to 441 code for a protein of 101 amino acids. The transcript is spliced from 2 exons.
UCGGCUAUAUAACCCACAUCGAUCUACAAAAAUAUGAAUGUCGAACGUAUCGUCUACAGUCGAUAUUAACAAGUGUUAUUCUAAAAAUCCAUAUUUCAUUAUUAUUUGUUGUUAUUUAGCUGAAUUUUGGUCAAAAUGAAGUUUUUAGUAGCGAUUUGUUGCGUCUUAUCGGUGACAGCUGUGUACUCUGCCCCAUCGCCUGGAUUCAUAACUCCGGUGAUCCUGCCCAAAGUGCAAGUGGCGUCUCCCGACGUGACUGUCGUCAGACAACCGUACGUCGUGCAACAAACCGAGCCGGUGUUCAGACAUGUGUACUACCAUUCAGACCCGGUGCCGAUGUCGUACGUACAUUCGCAUCACGUGCAAGCCUACCAUCAACAUCCCGUCGUGGCGACCUACCAGACGGCACCGUACGCUCCAGCCGUCAGCUACGUCGUUUGAGCUUUCGAGUCAUCAUCACGAAAUUCUUCAUCAUAUAUUACGUCGACAUUUUAUACUUAGCUGCAUUUAUCACGUACAGGAAACCUAUAUAUUAUUAUGAUAUACCCAUAAUGAUGACGUAUUAUACGAGGACGACGGAAAUAAUAUAAAUUAUACAUAUUUUAUAAAGAUUGUAAUAUUAAUGAUAUUAUAUUAUUAUGUUGACAUCGCGCAUAGUACCUAUGCAUAAUAUUAUGAUAUUUAUGUAUUUAUGGUAGGUACCGUACGCGUGAUAUAUACGUGAAUAAUAAAAUGCGAAAACAUUUUUCA